AUGCCGAACCUCACCUUGCUCGCAUACAGACGUCUUCGCGCUGGAGGGACUCUAUUCGUUCAACGUGCUCUUCACGUUGCCAAGCGUGACCGCUCUACCCGAGCCAUUGAAGGGCCCGCCGUCCAACCAGCGCCCACGGCUCUCGCCAUGAUUUCGCCGACCGUCGUGGCCGAGUCGCCUGGGAGUAUCAGUGUACAACCCCUACGCCGCCGUCCGAAGGUGUCUAAGAAGAUGACGAAGGACAUUCUCCUUCUGAGUCUCGAAGGGCUUGCCCAAUCUGCCGAUGCGUUCCCGCCUCUCAAGAGUGUCGUCGGUGGACUGCUCUUCAUCAUGACGCAGGUCGAUGCCGUAUCGAGCAACAAGGAACAAGUCCGCGAGAUAUACACCCAAAUUGACGUGUUUGCUGCCUCGCUUGUACGCGCGGUGCCCGACGUGACGAUGCUUUCGCCUAUCACUCAAGACGCCAUCCGCGUACUAGCCGAGGAUAUGCAGGCUGUGCACCAGGACAUGGAAGGUCUCGCGCGCCAACGCGUACUCGUGCGGUUCAUACGCGCUAAGCGACACUCGUCCGAACUGCAGAACCUACUCAAGCGAUUGGACCAGGCGGAUGCAUCCUUUACUAGAGCCAUGCUGGCUAGCACGGAUGUGCAAAAUACGAGGAUAUUAGCCUGUGUACAGCCCUUGCGGGCAGAGUGUCUAGCCGCCGGCGCCACCGAUGAAAGUCGUCGCGUUUCAAGAUGA
This is a messenger RNA of Peniophora sp. CBMAI 1063, 741 nucleotides long. NCBI's taxonomy places the organism in Eukaryota, Fungi, Basidiomycota, Agaricomycetes, Russulales, Peniophoraceae. The record is from the annotation of a GenBank genome assembly.